Messenger RNA from Closterium sp. NIES-65, 839 nucleotides. The record is from the annotation of a GenBank genome assembly. NCBI's taxonomy places the organism in Eukaryota, Viridiplantae, Streptophyta, Zygnematophyceae, Desmidiales, Closteriaceae.
AAGGUUCCUACGAUGUGAUCGAGAUGGACCCUGUGGAACUGCUAGCGGAGCACACCCACUUCUGUGAAAUCUGUGGCAAGGGAUUCAAGCGAGACGCCAACCUCCGCAUGCACAUGAGAGGCCAUGGCGACGAGUACAAGACGCCAGAAGCCCUUGCCCGUCCCGACAAGCACCUCGCAAACGUUGCCCAGCGCCCGAAACGUUUCAGCUGCCCGUUUGUUGGCUGCAAGCGCAACAGUCAGCAUCAGCGCUUCCUCCCGCUGAAGACGAUGCUGUGUGUGAAGAACCACUACCGCCGCACCCACUGCCCCAAGAUGCUCGCAUGCUCCAAGUGCGGUGCAAAGCGGUUCUCGGUGGUGGCGGACCUCAAGACCCACGAGAAGCACUGCGGGCGCGACCGCUGGCUGUGCUCCUGCAGCACGUCCUUCAGUCGCAAGGACAAGCUGCUCGGCCACCUCGCCCUCUUCAGGGGCCACCGCCCCGCCAACCCCUCCCUCACUGCUGCCGACGACGGCCCUGCAGGCGCCAUUGAUGAUGGUACACGAGUUGAAGCUCCUGCGAUUGCUGGGCCUUCAGUGCCUGCUCCUCCUCAGGUGAUGGAAAGGGAGAGGGAAGUGGUGGUGUAUCAGCAGGGGACUCCGGCUCAGCUCACUCUUGGCCAUGCUGCUGCUCCACCUGCUGCUCCUGGGGUUCAAGGCACUGCACCAAAUGGUGCUCCUGGUCCUGGUCCAAGGGUGGAUGGUGGUGGUGGUGGUCAGGCGAUCCUGUUUGGCAUGUCUGGACCCAGCCUUGUUACAGCGGAUCUACUUGGUUCUGCUGAGAGGCAAACACAACAGUAA